Molecule: messenger RNA, 909 nt
Organism: Trichoderma gamsii
Lineage: Eukaryota; Fungi; Ascomycota; Sordariomycetes; Hypocreales; Hypocreaceae
Exons: 2
Coding region: 1-909 (302 amino acids)
Source: RefSeq, a predicted model, not a curated record
AUGUCUCGCGCACUGCUUAUAACAGGAGCAACCGGAAAACAAGGCGGUAGCGCCAUCAAAGCUCUACUUGCUAGGAAUGCUGAUUUUAAAAUUCUCGCCGUCACAAGAGAUGUCGCCUCACCAUCAGCCAAGAGCCUGGCUGCUGCAUCUCCAAAAAUUACUCUCAUUCAAGGAAAUUUAGACAAUACAGAGGCCAUAUUCCAAAGUGCCAAGAAAGCGGUCCAAGAACCCGUCUGGGGAGUUUUCAGCGUUCAGGUACCGGCCAUGAAUAAGACAGGUUCAAUUAUCGAACAGGCGCAAGGCAAGGCCCUCGUUGAUUCGGCCAUCAAGCAUGGCGUAAAGCACUUUGUCUACGCGUCUGUAGAUCGCGGCGGCGCCAAGUCAAUUGAUAAUCCCACCAACGUCCCUCAUUUUGUCAGCAAGCAUCACAUUGAGCACCACCUCAUCGAUAAAGCCAAGGACAAGAUGUCUUGGACAAUUCUCAGACCGGUGGCAUUUAUGGAAAACUUUGCUCCUGGCUUUGUCGGCAAGGUUUUUACCACUAUGUGGAGAGAAGCCAUAAAGUCUCGCCCGCUACAGCUCAUAUCGACGGACGACAUUGGUGCAUUUGCGGCUCUGUCCUUUAUGCAGCCGCAUCAAUUCUCCGGCCAGAGCAUAUCACUGGCUGGCGAUGAGUUGACAUUUGCUCAGGUGGAAGAGGUCUUUCGCAAGGAGACGGGGGCUCCUCCACCCACUACAUUUGGGUUCAUAGCCCGACUCGCUUUGAGAAUGUCAGAGGAGAUGAGAACCAUGUUUGCUUUCUUUGAGAAAGAAGGAUACGGUGCUGAUAUUAAAUCGCUAAAGGAUACUCACCCUGAGCUCAAAAACUUCAGCCAAUGGUUGGGUGAUAGGUCAACGGUUAAGCCAUAA